Messenger RNA from Ruditapes philippinarum (Manila clam), 4355 nucleotides. RefSeq names its product dolichyl-diphosphooligosaccharide--protein glycosyltransferase subunit STT3B-like. Bases 46 to 2367 code for a protein of 773 amino acids. Gene Ontology annotation, cellular component: membrane. Gene Ontology annotation, biological process: post-translational protein modification. The record is from RefSeq and is a predicted model, not a curated record. The transcript is spliced from 17 exons. Gene Ontology annotation, molecular function: dolichyl-diphosphooligosaccharide-protein glycotransferase activity. NCBI's taxonomy places the organism in Eukaryota, Metazoa, Mollusca, Bivalvia, Venerida, Veneridae.
GUAGUCUGAUUGGUGCAUUGAUCGAAACGUGUGCGAGCCGCAAAGAUGGCUGACACCGGUAUCAAAACAGAUAUAAGUUCUUCAUUGUUUAAUCCUGGAGGAUGGAAAAGUCUGAUAUCAUUUGUUACGUUAUCGUUAGCAUGGCUUGUAGGAUUUAGUUCCCGAUUAUUUGCAGUCAUUCGAUUUGAAAGCAUUAUCCACGAAUUUGAUCCAUGGUUUAACUACAGAGCUACACAUUACAUGGUAAAUCAUGGGUUCUACAACUUUCUCAACUGGUUUGAUGAAAGAGCAUGGUAUCCACUUGGCAGAAUUGUUGGUGGAACGGUGUAUCCCGGGUUGAUGGUAACUUCUGGUUCCAUUCAUUGGUUACUACAUCUGUUGAAUAUACCAGUACAUAUCAGAGAUAUAUGUGUCUUCCUUGCUCCUGUAUUCAGUGGAAUGACGGCAGUAUCUGUGUACUUGUUUACUAAGGAGAUAUGGUCGGCUGGGGCUGGGCUCUUUGCAGCAUGUUUUAUUGCUAUUGUACCAGGCUAUAUAUCUAGGUCAGUGGCUGGCAGCUAUGAUAAUGAAGGCAUUGCUAUAUUUGCUCUCAUGUUUACAUACUAUCUCUGGAUAAAAUCAGUGAAGACAGGAUCACUUUACUGGGCAGUGUUUACAGCUUUGUCCUACUUUUAUAUGGUGUCAGCGUGGGGAGGAUAUGUGUUCAUUAUUAACUUGAUACCAUUACACGUAUUUGUACUCAUUCUCAUGGGAAGGUAUUCACAACGUAUUUAUGUAGCAUACAAUUCAUUUUUCAUCAUUGGAUUGAUCCUGUCCAUGCAAAUACCAUUUGUAGGCUUUAAUCCUAUAUCAACCAGUGAACAUAUGGCCUCAGCAGGUGUAUUUGCUUUAUUGAAUGCCUAUGGUUUAUUGAAGUAUGUACAGUCUUUCCUGACCAAGUCAGAGUUUAAAUUUUUCUUUAUUGUAUCUGUUGGUCUGGCAGCGGGCCUUAUAUUUCUGGCAGUUGUUGGAUUAACUUGGGCAGGAUACAUUCAUCCAUGGAGUGGCAGAUUUUACUCUCUCUGGGACACAGGUUAUGCUAAAAUACAUAUACCUAUUAUAGCAUCUGUAUCAGAACAUCAGCCUACCACCUGGGUCUCAUUCUUCUUUGAUCUUCAUAUACUUGUGUGUGCGUUCCCAGCUGGUGUCUGGUAUUGUAUUAAACAAGUCAAUGAUGAAAGAGUGUUUGUUGUCCUGUAUGCGAUAUUUUCAAGCUACUUUGCUGGGGUAAUGGUACGUCUUAUGCUGACCUUGACCCCUAUUGUAUGUGUGUGUGCAGCUAUAGCUUUCUCUAAGGCUUUUGAGAUCUACCUCAAGGAUGACACGCCUAAAACUACAAGUAAACCAAUAGAUGACCAACAUGAGAAUAAGGCAGAUAACAAAUAUUAUGACAAGGUGGGUAAAACAAAGAAAGACAAAAAGGAAGAGAAACCAAAGGAGAGUGAUGCAUUAGGUAUCAACAUAAAGAGUAUUAUAGUGAUAGCCUUGUUAAUGGUGCUAAUGUUGUUUGCCGUCCACUGUACCUGGGUCACAUCUAGUGCAUACUCCAGUCCCAGUAUUGUACUAGCAUCAUAUAAUCAUGAUGGGAGUAGGACGAUAUUAGACGACUUUAGAGAGGCAUAUUACUGGUUACGUCAGAAUACAGAUGAUAAAGCUCGGGUUAUGUCCUGGUGGGAUUACGGCUACCAAAUAGCUGGCAUGGGAAAUAAAACAACUUUAGUAGAUAAUAAUACGUGGAAUAACAGUCAUAUAGCACUGGUUGGUAAAGCUAUGUCAUCCAAUGAGAGCGCAGCAUAUGAGAUAAUGCGAGAGUUAGAUGUGAACUAUGUACUGGUGAUAUUUGGUGGUGUGAUAGGAUACUCUGGUGAUGAUAUCAACAAAUUCUUGUGGAUGGUUCGUAUAGCAGAGGGAGAACAUCCAAAAGAUAUCAGAGAAUCUGAUUAUUUUACACCACAAGGUGAAUUUAGAGUGGACUCUUCUGGAUCCAAAACAUUAUUAAAUUGCCUUAUGUACAAGCUGUCCUACUACAGAUUUGGAGAAUUACAGCUUGACUUCAGGAGUCCAGCAGGAUAUGAUCGAACUCGUGGUGUAGAAAUAGGCAAUAAAAACUUUGAUUUAACUCAUUUAGAAGAAGCAUAUACAUCGGAGCAUUGGCUAGUCCGUAUUUAUAAAGUGAAAGAUUUAGUUAACAGAGAGCUUAAAGACAAACCUGUCAAACCAGUUAAAAAAUCAAGAAAAUCUAAGAAAAAGUCUGGCAAGAAGAAGACCGGGUCAAUAAAGAAUAAACCAAAAAUUGUGAAAGGAAAGAAACCAAAAUCAAAAAAGUAGAUCUCUAUAUUUGAGUUAGAUAUAACAGACCUUAUUAGUGUGCACAUAUUAUUUAUAAAUUGCCAUUUGUUAUAUUUAACUGUGGGAAAUGAUAGGCAAUUUUUAUCUAGUUUUUUUUUUGUCUUCUUGAACUAAUCAUGAUCUAACCAAAAAAAGUUAAAUUUCCCAACUUUUAUUGUUUCAUAUUGUUUUAAAACAUUACAUUUCUUCAUCCAUAGAAAAUCACACUGAUACAAUCCAUGUCUUUAGAUAGGAGUAGAGUAUUUAUGCCACAUACAGUGCAAAAAAAGAGUUUCAACUUUCAGCAAGUAAACUAUCACAUUAGCAUUUAUACAUUACCCUUGAACAUUGCUGAAACAGAAACUAUAAAGCCUUACUUAUAGAUAGAGGCAGCUUGCAGUAUCUGUACAGUAUGACCAGACCGUUUUCACCAUCUAACUGGACCGUAUACUGUUGAUGAACAGGCUUUGUCACCAAUAUACAUUGUCACCAAUAUCAUAUCCAAAACAUUGAUUUUGGGCUAUUUUAAAAGUAAUAGUUGGACAAGAAGUGUUUGAAGUUAAGGGCUUAAGAGACAUGUUUCAUUACUUCAUAUCAGGUUUAGUUGUAAGUUAUUUGCUGAUUAAGGUCACAAGUUAUAUUUUGUUAUGAGUUUAGAACCAGCAAUCUGUGCAACUGAUCACAUGUAAACUACUUUCAAAAUAUUCUGUUUAUCCAAAAUAAUCAAAGUUCAAACUAAAUAUCAUGUCUUAAAAUAUGAAAUGAUUACAUGUACAGCUUUAGUUUGCAAUGAUUAGAAUUCUCUGUUUUAUAUGUAACUGUUGUUAUUUAAUUAUUCAUGGCAAGGUAAUGUUUUUAUGUUGUUUCUGUGUUUCUAUUUGGUUGCAGUAAAAGGGGGGAAUGUUUUCAUAUAAUUAUGGUAAUUAUAUUUAUAUAUACAUGUUCUAUAGGUACAUACUAAGUUAAAGAAUUAAAUAAUAUAUUUUACAAAAUGUAUUUUGAUAGCUUUAAGCACAAAGAAUGUGUAAACACUUCUAUUUUCUAUGAGGAAUCUAUGGUGAUAGAGGGAACUUUAAUUACAUCUAAUUUACAGAUUCAGUGUCACAUGUUUCAGUGUCUGCUGAAAUACCAUAAUGUAAUGUUGUAGAAAUAUACAGACUGUAGAAAUUGUGUUAAUGUUAUAUGUCUAUUAAGGACAUUUCUAUAAUUCCGUUAGAUGUGAAGGACAUGUAGACUUUUAUCUGUUUUAGUAUUUGAUGUUACACUCCUGUAAAAACAACAUUAAGCUGCCUAUAGCUACAUAUGUGAAUAUCUCUUUAGUGAAUGAAUAGUAAAAUUAAUAACAAGUUGGCAAAUAAUAAUAAGUUAAUGAAUAAUAAGUUAGCAAAUAAUAAGUUGGGAAAUGAUAAGUUUGUUCAUGAAUAGUAAGUUGGGAUAUGAUAAGUUUGUUCAUGAAUAGUAAGUUGGGAAAUGAUAAGUUUGUUCAUGAAUAGUAAGUUGGGAAAUGAUAAGUUUUUUCAUGAAUAGUAAGUUGGGAAAUGAUAAGUUUGUUCACGAAUAGUAAGUUGGGAAAUGAUAAGUUUGUGAAUGAAUAGUAAGUUGGGAAAUGAUAAGUUUGUUCAUGAAUAGUAAGUUGGGAUAUGAUAAGUUUGGGAAUAAUAAGUUCAUGAAUAAUAAGUUGGUAAAUAAUAAAUUUGUGAAUGAAAAGUUAGGGAAUAGGUUAGUGCAUGAAAAGAUCAUAAUUACAAUAUAAAAUAAAUAAUUUUAAGUAAGUGAAGAUGUAGUGAUGUAAUAUUGAAUUAUCAAUGUGUGAAUUAGUACUGCACAAUUAAGUAUGUUAAUAAUUAGUAUGGUAUUUGAGGGAACCUGUUAAUAGUGCUGUAGACAUAUGGUAUGGAACACAAAGUACAUGGUUACACUGCUAUAUUCACUUGUUAUUAUAUUUUAUAUUAUUAGUUAUAAACAUUUUUGACAGGAAAUAUGGCACU